GUUAUUUCUUCAUAUCUCCCCCUCCUCUCUCUCUCUCUCUCUCUCUCUAACCACAUCUUCCAUCUCUCCAAUUCAGGGCGAAAAUGAGGGAGAUCCUGCACAUUCAAGGAGGACAAUGCGGUAAUCAAAUCGGUUCCAAAUUCUGGGAGGUUAUCUGUGACGAACAUGGCAUUGAUCCUAGCGGUAAGUAUAAAGGACCCGAUGCACCUGGAUCUUCCGAUGUACAGUUGGAGAGAAUCAAUGUUUACUUCAAUGAGGCAUCCGGCGGUCGUUACGUUCCUCGCGCUGUUCUUAUGGAUCUCGAACCUGGUACCAUGGAUAGUAUCAGAUCUGGUCCUUUUGGUCAGAUCUUUCGUCCUGAUAACUUUGUCUUUGGUCAAUCUGGAGCUGGAAAUAAUUGGGCCAAAGGUCAUUACACUGAAGGCGCUGAGUUGAUCGAUUCUGUUCUCGAUGUUGUCAGGAAGGAAGCCGAGAAUUGCGACUGUUUACAAGGUUUCCAGGUUUGUCAUUCUCUUGGAGGAGGGACAGGAUCUGGGAUGGGAACUCUUUUGAUAUCUAAGAUAAGAGAGGAAUAUCCAGAUAGGAUGAUGCUUACAUUCUCUGUUUUUCCAUCUCCAAAAGUUUCAGACACUGUGGUUGAACCCUACAAUGCGACUCUAUCAGUUCAUCAGCUUGUGGAGAAUGCUGAUGAGUGCAUGGUUCUUGAUAAUGAAGCACUUUAUGAUAUUUGCUUCAGGACAUUGAAGCUCAGUAAUCCUACUUUUGGUGACUUAAACCAUUUGAUUUCUGCAACCAUGAGUGGGUCAACAUGCUGCCUUAGAUUCCCGGGUCAACUAAACUCCGACCUAAGAAAGCUAGCCGUAAACCUAAUCCCCUUCCCACGUCUCCACUUCUUCAUGGUCGGUUUCUCCCCUUUAACCUCCCGUGGUUCCCAACAAUACGUAUCCUUAACUGUGCCCGAACUAACCCAACAAAUGUGGGACUCCAAAAACAUGAUGUGCGCGGCUGAUCCUCGCCAUGGACGAUACCUAACUGCCUCGGCCAUGUUCAGGGGAAAGAUGAGCACGAAAGAAGUCGAUGAACAGAUGAUUAAUGUUCAGAACAAGAACUCGUCGUACUUUGUUGAGUGGAUACCGAACAAUGUGAAGUCUAGUGUUUGUGAUAUACCUCCUAUGGGUUUGAAGAUGGCGUCGACGUUCAUUGGUAACUCGACGUCGAUUCAAGAGAUGUUUAGGAGGGUGAGCGAGCAGUUCACGGCUAUGUUUAGGAGGAAGGCCUUCUUGCAUUGGUAUACAGGGGAAGGGAUGGAUGAGAUGGAGUUUACGGAGGCGGAGAGUAAUAUGAAUGAUUUGGUCGCGGAGUAUCAGCAGUAUCAGGAUGCUACCGCGGAUGAAGAGUUUGAGGAAGAAGGGGAAGAGGAGGGCGAUGAAAACUGAUGUAGGCCGGUCUGGACACCAAUCAGACAAAAAUUGUAAGUGUGUUUUAUUAAGUGGAUUAUAAUUGUUAUUGCUUAUAUUUUAGUUGUGAUUCCUUGCAUGUUGUUCACUGUUUAUUGUUGCAUAUCGUUUUAUUCGAAUAAGAAUGUGUUUGUUGUGCUUU
Impatiens glandulifera is the source of this 1599-nucleotide messenger RNA. Its product is annotated as tubulin beta chain-like. Gene Ontology annotation, molecular function: structural constituent of cytoskeleton; GTP binding; GTPase activity. Gene Ontology annotation, cellular component: microtubule; cytoplasm. Gene Ontology annotation, biological process: microtubule cytoskeleton organization; mitotic cell cycle. The coding region runs from base 84 to 1436 and encodes 450 amino acids. Lineage: Eukaryota; Viridiplantae; Streptophyta; Magnoliopsida; Ericales; Balsaminaceae. The transcript is spliced from 3 exons. The record is from RefSeq and is a predicted model, not a curated record.